Molecule: messenger RNA, 1684 nt
Organism: Galeopterus variegatus (Sunda flying lemur)
Lineage: Eukaryota; Metazoa; Chordata; Mammalia; Dermoptera; Cynocephalidae
Gene: S1PR1
Product: sphingosine-1-phosphate receptor 1
Exons: 2
Coding region: 438-1586 (382 amino acids)
Biological process (GO): sphingosine-1-phosphate receptor signaling pathway; angiogenesis
Cellular component (GO): membrane
Molecular function (GO): sphingosine-1-phosphate receptor activity
Source: RefSeq, a predicted model, not a curated record
CCCCAGCCGCCGGCGGAGGGCGUGGGGUCACAGCACUGACCCCUCCCCGUCUCUUCCAACCUCGGUGCUGCGCUCGGCGACUUCGCGUCGCAGUCGGGCGUGGGCCGCGGCGACAGGGGUUGGCCACUGGAGUGCACGCUGCGGAGGAGGAGACCCCGGGGCGAGUAAGUUUGCGAGAGCGCGACGCAGUCAGUCGGGGGAGCGGCAAGAUGCGCAGCGCACCGUGCAGACCCGGAGCUCGCCCGGCGCCACUGCGUCCUGCCUGAGAGAGGGCGGCGGUUUCCGAAGCCCUCUCCAAGCCAAGGAAAAGCGACACAAAAAGCCUGGAUCUUUCACUGCACCGUCCUUGCAGCGAGUGAAGGCUCUCUCUGCCUCGCCCUCUAGCGUUCAUCCGGAGAAGCGCCACCCCCGGGUUCCUGGGGACCCAGUGCGGCACCAUGGGGCCCACCAGCAUCCCGCUGGUCAAGGCCCUCCGCAGCUCGGUCUCCGACUAUGUCAACUAUGAUAUCAUCGUCCGGCAUUACAACUACACGGGCAAGCUGAAUGCCAGCGCGGACAAGGAGAGCGGCAUUAAACUGACCACGGUGGUGUUCAUUCUCAUCUGCUGCUUUAUCAUCCUGGAGAACAUCUUCGUCUUGCUGACGAUUUGGAAAACGAAGAAGUUCCACCGCCCCAUGUACUAUUUCAUCGGCAACCUCGCCCUCUCAGACCUGUUGGCCGGGGUGGCCUACACAGCCAACCUGCUCUUGUCUGGGGCCACCACCUACAAGCUCACCCCCGCCCAGUGGUUUCUGCGAGAAGGGAGUAUGUUUGUGGCCCUGUCCGCCUCCGUGUUCAGCCUCCUCGCCAUCGCCAUCGAGCGCUACAUCACCAUGCUGAAGAUGAAACUGCACAACGGGAGCAACAGCUUCCGCUCCUUCCUGCUCAUCAGCGGCUGCUGGGUGGUCUCCCUCAUCCUGGGUGGCCUGCCCAUCAUGGGCUGGAACUGCAUCGGCGCGCUGUCCAGCUGCUCCACGGUGCUGCCGCUCUACCACAAGCACUAUAUCCUCUUCUGCACCACGGUCUUCACUCUGCUCCUGCUCUCCAUCGUCAUUCUGUACUGCAGGAUCUACUCCUUGGUCAGGACUCGCAGCCGCCGUCUGACCUUCCGCAAGAACGUUUCUAAGGCCAGCCGCAGUUCCGAGAAGUCGCUGGCGCUGCUCAAGACCGUGAUUAUCGUCCUGAGCGUCUUCAUCGCCUGCUGGGCGCCCCUCUUCAUCCUGCUCCUCCUGGACGUGGGCUGCCAGGUGAAGACCUGCGACAUCCUCUUCAGAACCGAGUACUUCCUGGUGCUGGCGGUGCUCAACUCCGGCACCAACCCCAUCAUUUACACUCUGACCAACAAGGAGAUGCGCCGGGCCUUCGUCCGGAUCAUGUCCUGCUGCAAGUGCCCCAGUGGAGACUCCACCGGCAAAUUCAAGCGACCCAUCAUCGCCGGCGUGGAGUUCAGCCGCAGUAAAUCAGACAACUCCUCCCACCCUCAGAAGGACGAUGGGGACAACCCAGAGACCAUCGUGUCUUCUGGAAACGUCAACUCCUCCUCCUAAGACUGAAGGCUGCCGACCCGUGGGAAGCGCUCUUCCAUGGUCGCCCACCACCCCCGCGUGUGGCGCUCGACUGCCGCCAGGGAGGAGCGGGAGUGGGG